AUGGAGGUAAGGACCAGGAGGAAGAUGUUGCUUGUGCAUGUUAUGCCUGAAGCCCGAGAUGAAAUCCCAGUUCAUUGCACGAUUACUCUUGUAGAACACAAUGUACCUGGAUGUUCAAGACAGACAUUUUCAGAAGAAAAAGCUGCACAAUGUGAUUCGUGGAUAACUCCUACUCAGUUGUCUUCAGAAUGUGUGCUUUGUACUGAGUGUUUGACACUGCUUCAAGAUCAAGCAAACACAAUUAGUGAAGGAUUGCCUGCUUUUGGUCAUAGAAGUAUAUGUUUUACUUGUGGCAACUCUAUUCUACGUGCAACUAGAACACAUAUCCUAUAUCAAGAUUGGAAAGAGUUUGUGCUGCUUGCUGGAGAUCAGCUACAAGAGAAUUGCAACGUAGUGAUCAGCACGACUCCAAUCGCCCUGGUCUGUCAGAAGCUAUUUUGCCUGAUGUUGGAUCAAGUAGCGAUCUCAAUAUUCCUGAGCCGCCCCCUCUUCCAAAACAAAACCUACACACUACUCAUGUUAGAUCAAAUCCAACAAUUAGGUCUUCUGUGUAUAAGCGUCACCACCUGGAUCAUGGCCGUUGGAGCGAAUUAA
Molecule: messenger RNA, 594 nt
Organism: Parnassius apollo (apollo)
Lineage: Eukaryota; Metazoa; Arthropoda; Insecta; Lepidoptera; Papilionidae
Source: the annotation of a GenBank genome assembly